AUGGAUGGUAUUCUAUAUGAAGCCCAACGCCAGGGACGUAUUAGCUUUUACAUGACGCACUAUGGUGAAGAGGCCAUGAUAGGCGCGGCUGCUGCUCUUGAUCCUGGUGAUGUUGUCCACGGUCAGUACCGUGAAGCGUUUGUGCUGUUGUAUCGUGGAUUUACGUUGGACGACUGUAUGAAUCAGUGCUUCUCCAACGGUCUGGAUGAGGGCAAAGGACGACAAAUGCCAGUCCACUAUGGAUCUCGAAAACACAACUUCCAGACGAUUUCGUCGCCCUUGGGAACGCAAAUACCGCAAGCCGCCGGUUCAGCUUAUGCGCUGAAACUCUCUGGAAAAGGUAACUGCAGCUUAUGUUUCUUUGGAGAAGGAGCCGCGUCAGAAGGCGAUUUCCACGCAGGCCUAAAUAUGGCUGCCACCUUGCAAUGUCCCGUUAUUUUCUUUUGUCGUAACAAUGGAUAUGCAAUUUCCACACCCGCAUCCGAGCAGUACCGAGGCGAUGGAAUUGCCAGCCGUGGCGUAGGUUACGGUAUCAGUACUAUUCGCAUCGAUGGUAACGAUAUUUGGGCGGUUUAUAACGCGGUCAAGGCGGCACGGGCCAUGGUAACAGAAGAAAACCGACCAGUAUUGAUUGAAGCCAUGACGUACCGUGUGGGUCAUCACAGUACCUCGGAUGAUUCCACAAAAUACCGAGAUCGAAAGGAAGUAGAGCAACGCGCUCAGUUUGAUAAUCCCAUUACACGCUUACGACGAUAUAUGGAGUUGAAUGGCUGGUGGACAGCCGAAGAUGAAGAAACUUGCCGUAAAGAAGCGAAAAAAAUGGUCAUGAAAAGCUUCAAUGCGGCAGAAAGGAGGAAGAAGCCCGCAGUAAAACAUUUGUUCACCGAUGUGUAUGAUGAAAUGCCGGCCAACUUAAUAGAGCAACAGAAAGAACUGGAAAAUCUCAUGAAAAAAUACCCAGAUUAUCUUUCUGCAGACAAUUUCGAAUCCGAGUAA
This is a messenger RNA of Radiomyces spectabilis, 996 nucleotides long. RefSeq names its product thiamine diphosphate-binding protein. Lineage: Eukaryota; Fungi; Mucoromycota; Mucoromycetes; Mucorales; Radiomycetaceae. The transcript has 3 exons. Gene Ontology annotation, molecular function: oxidoreductase activity, acting on the aldehyde or oxo group of donors, disulfide as acceptor. The coding region runs from base 1 to 996 and encodes 331 amino acids. Gene Ontology annotation, biological process: branched-chain amino acid catabolic process. The record is from RefSeq and is a predicted model, not a curated record.